This is a messenger RNA of Pyrus x bretschneideri (Chinese white pear), 2343 nucleotides long. RefSeq lists its product as uncharacterized. The record is from RefSeq and is a predicted model, not a curated record. Lineage: Eukaryota; Viridiplantae; Streptophyta; Magnoliopsida; Rosales; Rosaceae. The transcript is spliced from 10 exons. Gene Ontology annotation, molecular function: DNA binding. The coding region runs from base 381 to 2051 and encodes 556 amino acids.
CUUCUACCUCAAGUACUUUGGAAAAAUUUCUCCAACCAAAGACCAAGGGGGUACUAUUUGGGAUUCUCAACAAUUUCCGUUUCUUCUUUUUUUCGUUUUGUUGGAAUACGCAACCUCGUUUCGUGUCUAGCAAGAGUGCAUCAAUUUUUUCCUUUUUUUUUUUUUUGUUUGUUUUAUUGGUAAGAAGGGGAUAUAAUAGGUAGUAAAAUUAAAAAAAUAAAUAAAAACUAGUUUGAGUUGUACCCAGGUUUUUUUUCCAAAAAAAACUCCAAGCAGCUCUCUGUGUUGUUGUUGAUUACUUCCUUCACUGGGGAUUCUGCAGGAACAUAGAUUCAAUGCAUGGUACUGAGACUAGAGAAUUAGAGAGAUAGAAGGGAAGGAUGAAGAGGCAGAAGAGCAAGGAGGAGGAAGAAGAGAAGAUAACAAACAAGGAGGAGGAGGAGGAGGAGGAGGAGGAGGAGGAGGAAGAUGCAGAAGAAGAUUGGUGCUUCGUCUGCAAAGAUGGUGGAGACCUCAUGUUAUGCGACUACCCGGGCUGCUUAAAAGUAUAUCAUGCUCGAUGCGUGGGCAAAAAGAAAUCCUUUGCUGGGGCCGGAAAGCGCUGGAUUUGUAGGAUGCAUUCUUGUGCAUUGUGCCUUAGUACCCCAAAGUUUUACUGCUUCUGUUGUCCGAAUUCAGCAUGUCGACAUUGCAUAAGUGGUUCUAAGUUUACACAGGUUAGAGGGAAGAAAGGGUUUUGCAAGGAGUGUUUGGAGCUUAUUCUACUGGCAGAGCAAAACUCAGAAUAUGGUUUAAAUGGAGAAAAAAUAGACUUCAAGGAUCGAGAUACAUUUGAGUGCCUAUUUAAAGAAUAUUGGGAAAUCAUAAAGGAAAACGAAGGUUUGACUUUAGAUGAUGUCUAUUCCGCAGAUUUACUGUUAAAGAGGGGAGAAAAUAAAACAUGCAGGUUUGGUUCUGUAAAAGCUGGUGAGACUGAAGAAGCUUUUGACCUGAUAUCUGAUAGUGACACUUCAGACACAGAAUUUCAGAGACCAAUGGGAAAAAGGAAGGCGCAAGAGUAUAUCGGAUGGGCAUCCAAAGCUCUUAUUGAGUUCCUGCGAUCUAUUGGUAUAGAUACAACCAACAAGUUAUCGCAGUAUGAUGUGGAUUCAAUCAUCUAUGAUUAUAUCAAAGAGAGAAACCUUUUUGAUCCAAUAAAGAAGAAAAAGGUUAUAUGUGAUGAGAAGCUUUAUUCUAUUUUCCGAAAGAAGUCCCUGGAUAGGAUAAAAAUAUAUGGUCUUCUGGGGGAACAUAUGACCGAGAACUUGGUUAUAUCAGAUGAAGAUGAUAGUGAGCUGGAAGACAAGAAGAAAGAUACAGUGAUAGCAAGCAAGAAGCGAAGAGAGAGCUCAGGUGUAGCAUCUAUUGAAAAGGAAGCGAGUCCUAGCAUCCAGAAAAGUUGUUUUGCAUCCAUAGUUCCUGAAAAUAUCAAGCUUGUCUACUUAAGGAGGAGUUUAGUGGAGGAGUUCUUGAAGCAGCCUGAAAAUUCUGAUAGCAAGCUACUGGGAACUUUUGUGAGAGUUAAAAAUGAUGCCAGGCUUCGUCUGACAAAUUCUCACCAACUUUUACAAGUUGAAGGCAUAAAGAAAGGCUCAACAGCUGAUGGAAUGGAUGGUGAAAUUCUCCUGCAAGUUUCCAAUAGAGAUAUUCCCAUUUGUAGGCUGGCAGAUUCAGACUUCACUGAGGACGAAUGUAAGGAGUUGCGGGAAAAUGUGGCAAAUGGCCUGCUAAGGAAACCUACAGUUGCCGAGCUUGAACAGAAGGCAAGACUUCUGCAUGAGGAUAUAACUAAGCAUUGGAUUGAGAGAGAGUUGGUCAGAUUACAGAACUGCAUUGAUCGAGCAAACGAGAAAGGACGGAGAAGAGAGCUGUGGGAACUUAUGGAGAAGAGAGAGAUGCUAAAGCAACCCUCUGUUCAAGUUGGUCUACUAAAGGAGGUGCCAAAGGUCACUGCGGAGGUUUUAGAGGCUGAAUCUGGUCCUGUGGAUGCCGUAAAAGCUGAUAAUCGAUGAAGUGUUUCCUCACUAGGCUCGACCAGCAUAUUGAAAUGAGACUGCUGUGUUAAAAGGGCUGCAAUGUGCGUUGUUAGUUUUCCAGUCUGUAUGUCGUUUGUCCUUUUAAGCUUGGAAUAGAACUGCUUUCAUUGCAGUUUAAGACAUGGCCAGCAAAUCGACUAUCGUUACUGUAUUGAUAUGUUUGUAUUUUAUGUUUCUCAUUUUCUUGUCAAGAAGCUAAAACAAAGAUCAAGUCUGUGGUUCCUUUCUGCCACAGACGAUUGUGUGAAGUGUUAAGUAUUCUUUCUCA